AUGAAGUUUAUUUGGUCCACCUCUGUCACGUGAGUUAUGGUUGUCGAGUUAACAUUUUUUCUAGUAGAUUCGUUAACCCCAAGCAAUGGUUGGGUAAUAAGAUGACGAGCAGACAAGAUGUAGUGUCUAUAUAUAAAUCUCAAAAAAUACCCAAAAAGGGAUAUGAGGCGAAGCCUAAAUUGAUUGACAAAGUAGGAAAGAGCAUAAGAGAUUUUGCUUACUUAUCCCGCCAUAUUAUGAUUAAAUCAAAAUGCAUCGAGAUGUCAAGAAAUAAAAUAUGCAACAUGGCAAGCUUGGAACCUAUAAUUAAAAAUUCAUUUAAGGAGGCUGAUCAAUUGAAUUUAUUAACUACCAAUCUUUUUAUACAAUUCUUUGCAAAGGAAUUUAGAAAAGUUAUCAAAUUUGAAUGAAAACAUAAAUUCAAUAAUAAAAGCAAUGAAAUGACAUUAUAAUUAUAUAAAAAUAGGUAAGGUAGAGCAGUUCAUUUUUUGGAGUGCUAACAAAUAUGCCAUUUUGUAAUAUCUUAUAUUUUGCUCAAUGAGUUUGUGAAAUCAUGAUUAACAAGCACACUAAUUUAUUACAAAAUAAUUCAUUAACUAUCUUAUGCCAAUCUAAAAUUUUUAACAUUUGCUAAUUAUUAAUAGUGGUUUCUAUUCAUUCUAACUAGGAAAAAAUUUGAUUAUAUGACAACCUUAAAUUGUCUUUUUAUUAUUAAAA
Messenger RNA from Gordionus sp. m RMFG-2023, 717 nucleotides. RefSeq lists its product as uncharacterized. The record is from RefSeq and is a predicted model, not a curated record. The transcript has 5 exons. The coding region runs from base 102 to 410 and encodes 102 amino acids. Lineage: Eukaryota; Metazoa; Nematomorpha; Gordioida; Chordodea; Parachordodidae.